This is a messenger RNA of Lindgomyces ingoldianus, 519 nucleotides long. RefSeq lists its product as uncharacterized. Lineage: Eukaryota; Fungi; Ascomycota; Dothideomycetes; Pleosporales; Lindgomycetaceae. The coding region runs from base 1 to 519 and encodes 172 amino acids. The record is from RefSeq and is a predicted model, not a curated record. The transcript has 3 exons.
AUGAAGCUCGCUACUAUCCUCGCUUCGGCUCCGUUUAUCGCACACCAGGUGCUUGCGAGCUUAAACUGCACGGUCGUCGCACCAACCUUGACCCAGAAAUUUUGCGAGUGGGAUGGAUGCCAGAGCUAUGCGACUGCUACUGCUGGACAAAUUGUUCACGCUGGGUGCCGUGCCGAUUGCAGUACUGAACAGGAGCCAUGGCUUCAACUCUAUGACGGAAGCUUCAUCCGCGCGACGAACGAGACACUGAAAGGGUGUCGGUAUCAUUGCAAGCCUUACGCUAUAACCGGCCUCCCAUACUGCUUCCAAGAGCGCGCAAACUUCACCGGCAUUGCUCCUGCCGCAAGCGUCUGCACAGUCUCUUCAACGUCUGGUCUUGCGAGUCAAGUCCCCGCACCAAAGACUCUGGGUAUUGAGCCCCCAGCUUUCCCGAGUAUAUCGACCUUGUGCAGUUUAGGCAUGACGGCGCCUAUGCCACCUGCAACGCCAAAACCAGUGGCAAGGAAGUGGGAUGCUUAG